Mesocricetus auratus (golden hamster) is the source of this 1243-nucleotide messenger RNA. RefSeq names its product transaldolase 1 (gene Taldo1). Gene Ontology annotation, molecular function: transaldolase activity. Gene Ontology annotation, biological process: pentose-phosphate shunt; carbohydrate metabolic process; pentose-phosphate shunt, non-oxidative branch. Gene Ontology annotation, cellular component: intracellular anatomical structure; cytoplasm. The transcript has 8 exons. Lineage: Eukaryota; Metazoa; Chordata; Mammalia; Rodentia; Cricetidae. The record is from RefSeq and is a predicted model, not a curated record. The coding region runs from base 63 to 1076 and encodes 337 amino acids.
GACGCGUGAGGCAUUGUGGGUCGCCGCGCUCCUGCUGCCGCCUCAGCUGUACGCGCCUCGCCAUGUCGGGGUCCCCUGUAAAACGCCAGAGGAUGGAGUCCGCUCUGGACCAGCUCAAACAGUUCACCACCGUGGUGGCCGACACGGGUGACUUCAAUGCCAUUGAUGAGUACAAGCCCCAAGAUGCCACCACCAACCCAUCCUUGAUCCUGGCUGCAGCCCAGAUGCCUGCCUACCAAGAGCUGGUGGAAGAGGCCAUUGCCUACGGCAAGAAGCUGGGUGGGCCACAAGAGGAGCAGAUUAAAAAUGCUAUUGAUAAACUUUUUGUGCUGUUUGGAGCAGAAAUACUAAAGAAGAUUCCAGGCCGUGUAUCCACAGAAGUAGAUGCAAGGCUUUCCUUUGAUAAGGAUGCAAUGGUAGCCCGAGCCAAGCGUCUCAUUGAGCUUUACAAAGAAGCUGGGAUCAGCAAGGACAGAAUUCUCAUCAAGUUGUCCUCAACCUGGGAGGGAAUUCAGGCUGGAAAGGAGCUGGAGGAGCAGCAUGGCAUCCAUUGCAACAUGACGCUGCUUUUCUCCUUUGCCCAGGCUGUGGCCUGUGCCGAGGCGGGUGUGACGCUCAUCUCUCCCUUUGUGGGGCGGAUCCUUGACUGGCAUGUGGCAAACACAGACAAGAAGUCCUAUGAACCCCAGGAGGACCCUGGCGUAAAGAGUGUCACCAAAAUCUACAACUACUACAAGAAGUUUGACUACAAAACCAUUGUCAUGGGCGCCUCCUUCCGUAACAUUGGUGAGAUCAAAGCGCUGGCAGGCUGCGAUUUCCUCACCAUCUCACCCAAGCUCCUGGGGGAGCUGCUCAAGGAUAAUACCAAGCUGGCACCUGUGCUUUCCGUCAAAGCGGCCCAGACCAGUGACUUGGAGAAGAUACAUCUGGACGAGAAGGCCUUCCGUUGGCUGCACAAUGAGGACCAAAUGGCUGUGGAGAAGCUCUCCGAUGGGAUCCGAAAGUUUGCUGCUGAUGCCAUAAAGUUAGAGCGGAUGCUCACGGAACGAAUGUUCAGCGCUGAGAAUGGAAAGUAGCACAGCCUCGAGGCUGGACCCCAGACCUGCACUGCCUUUGAGCUGGCUCCAUUGCACAUGGCUUGUGAUGAAUCUUGCAUUUUUUAGUGAUUGGAGAAGGGAUGGAUCAUAGGCUUCUGAUUUUAUGUGAAAUUUUGUCUAAUUCAUUAAAGCAGUCGCUUUUCCUA